This is a messenger RNA of Laccaria bicolor S238N-H82, 1506 nucleotides long. RefSeq lists its product as uncharacterized. NCBI's taxonomy places the organism in Eukaryota, Fungi, Basidiomycota, Agaricomycetes, Agaricales, Hydnangiaceae. The transcript is spliced from 11 exons. The coding region runs from base 1 to 1506 and encodes 501 amino acids. The record is from RefSeq and is a predicted model, not a curated record.
AUGAACAUAUGCCGUCGCUCGCUACAGUGGACCUUCUGGGGAUUGACGAGCGUUAGCCUUGCGCAUAGUGUCGCCACCCCUCCCUUGCCACAGUCUUUCUUUUUUGAUUGGAAUGCACUUGGUCAACCAUACCCCAUCCCAGUCACAGCCCAAUGCGAGAGUAUCCACAUCGUUUGGCAGCGAAGUACCGCAACGGGUCCGAAUAACGUUGCUCCCUACUACCUUCAAGUCUAUACAUCGAUUUACAUCGUUCCGAUCAUCAUCCCCGUCGGUAGUGGCUUGGUUUUUGACUGGGCUGUCCCAUUUCCUCCGGGUACCCUCUACCAAAUAUGCAUGUUUGACAAAAACGGAAACACUGGAGGGUGUCAAGCAACGUAUUCAGUCAUUCCGGCUACCACAACACCUACUUGUGCAAGUGUUACAUUUCCUCCCCUCCUUUCCGUCAACGCCCAAGUCGAUAACGGCCCAAUGUCGCAGUACGGCUGGAUCGAUCAAUGCAGUGAUAUUUCAAUUACUCCGAAGAAUGGGACUCCUCCCUAUACCCUUACAAUUGCUCCUGCUCUUCAUCCUCCAUACAAUAUCACGAGUCCUGAUAUGAGAGGCAUCAAUUGGACGGUUGGCUUGUCAUGGGCAACGCCAUUCUUUCUGAGUGUUGUUGAUUCAGCUGGUAAUAUGUGGGCCAAUGGGCUCCUUCAUAGUGGUGCCGGGACGACUUCGGCGUGUCUUGCUGAUAAUCCGACUCGCAUUUUGUCCAAUGACACAGUGAAGCCCGCCGUUGUCGUCGGUGCUGGUUUCGGCGGACUGGGUGUUGGACUUUUUGCCGGAAUACUGAUAGCUUUCCUAUUCCUAAGGCGGCACUACAGGGGCAGGCGUCGCGAACGAUAUGCGGAUAUGGCCAGUUCCAUAGCAGGCUCUCCCCAGGUCACGGCAUUUGGUCUUCCCACUACCGAAGCCUCUUUGCAGUACAGGCCUGUGCCUUCGACAGCUUUUGGAGGCCUUAUGGACAAUUCAAUGGGAAGCAGCAACCCAUCGUCUUUGGGUCAUACCAUGGGUCGUGUAGGUUCAACGCCUUACCAUGUUGAACCCUUCGUAAUGCCUGGAGAAGAUGGUCGUCUUAUUCACGAACCUCUUUCUCCCAUUCCCUUUGCCCCCACUCAUGCAUCCACUGCACACGAGCCUGCAUAUGGCAGUUCUUCCCAUCGAUCACAAAAUCAAAUUUACGUCGUCCACCAUGAUAGUCAGGCACCGCCUGUUACCAUUUAUCACGAAGAUGGCACACAAAUUGUUGAAUUACCACCCAGAUAUCCAACCGGGGCUUCUUCGUCGAGUCAAAGCGAAGGAUUGAGUGACGCCCGUAGUGUAGGACGCAGUGCAAGUGUUAACAGGAGCGACGGAGGCCGAACAAACGCAACGGAACCACCAACAUUUCUUCAGGAACAAAGACGACCAACUGUGGCUAGAAAACCAGCUCAGGAAACUGGACAUUCGAGCAAUUCAGCUACAUGA